Molecule: messenger RNA, 2870 nt
Organism: Physcomitrium patens
Lineage: Eukaryota; Viridiplantae; Streptophyta; Bryopsida; Funariales; Funariaceae
Biological process (GO): regulation of mRNA stability
Cellular component (GO): cytoplasm; nucleus
Molecular function (GO): poly(A) binding
Source: RefSeq, a predicted model, not a curated record
GUAACGAUUUCGCCUCUGCUUCCUUUCCUUUCCUUCCUUCCUUCGCUCGCUCUCUCGCUCGAUAGAUCGUAGAAUUCGGGCUUGUUUUCGACGCGAAUUUAGAGCCAAGGGCGGAGGAGUGUGAUUUCGUCGAUGUACGAAAUCGCUUCUUGUUCGACGUCAUCACCUUCGGAAUAUAUUAUCCAUCAUCCUCCCUUAGCAUCAUCCCGUUUUGUCAAGGAUAUGUCGGUCAAUUCCCCGUUUUAGUGCAGUUAGAUUCGGUUUCUUGUUUGCCGGAACUCACAAGCUGACAGUCAGUCUUAUUUUUAAUUUUUAAUUUUUUUCCAUCGUCGAGGAGGACUCACAAGGUGUUCCUGAUAGGGCUGGAAGUUAAAUCAUCAUCAAGAAGCACAUCCACACGGAAUUCAGCGCUAGACUUAUUCUGUAUUGGCUUGUGUUUUUACCAUCGAUCGGAUACAGUGUAGCCUGAAGAUUCAAGCAUAACGGGAGUUUAUCAUCAUGGUUGGAGCAAAAUAUAAUAUGGAUCUGAGCAGCAGUGGAGCAGCAAAGUUCAGGGGAUGUGUGAAAGAAAAACUAUCUGAAUACAUUGGGAACUACACAGAUGAUGUGCUUGUGGAGUAUGUGGUUGUGCUUGUUGGACAUGGAAAGGAGAAAUCACAGGCCGUAAACGAUCUUGAAGCUUUUUUAGGCGGUGACAGCGAGUCAUUUGUGUCUUGGCUUUGGGACCACAUGGCUACUAACAAACAGUUUUACUUUAAGACGGAAGAUGACAGGCCUUCUGAUACGGGGUUGAUAGAUGAAAAUACCCAGGAUCAGCAGGGCGAACCUAGUCUGCGAUCAGUUGUGGCUGUGGAAGGCGAUGAUGAGGAGACCACACAAAUGGAGUUUGAGGAGCCGUCUGAAGGACACGAAACUGGUGGAGUUUUAAGACCAGAUGACAUGAAUACAGGCACUGAAGUGGAAAACUCGUUAAAGAGAAGUCGUCGUUGGGAUGGUUCACGUCGUAAUCUAGCCAAGCGAUCACGGUCACCUGAAAUAUGGACUCGCCGAGGACGAGGACGAGCUGACAGGCCUGACGUGAAAGAGAUGUCUCCUCCAGUUGUGAAGGCUUCUCGGCGCCUUCUCAUGAAUGCAGUGAGGGAAGUUGUGAAUGAAAGUGCACUUCUUGCUACCAAAAAAGAUGCUUUGAAGAAGUCCGAGCCAGCAAAGCGUCUCCAAUCUUUGGUGUUGUCAGAUGCUGAUAUGCAGGGCAACGGUGGAGCUGAAGUUGUCACGACUCAUGGCGAUCCUGCUGUUGAGCCCGAACCAGUCGCUAUGGAGGAUCUUCAUGUUAACGGAAACUAUGAGUUACAAGAGAGACAAACGCAAGACAAACCUGCUUCUGUGUGGGAUCGAAUUAAAUUUAAUCACAGAAGUACACAGAACAAUAAGAAUGGGUUUGCAGAGGGUGAAGAGGGUGUCCAUUUUGAGAAUAGAGAAAAAUGGAAGAAGAAUGGAGCUUCCAGUUAUAGAACAGGAUCUGGAAAAGGAAGAGGUGGUAGGGAACAGAGACAUAGAGGAGGGGCACUACACCCUGGUAGGACAGUGCUUGUGAGCGGGCAAAUACUGGGUGACGCAUUACGAAGAAUCAACACGGCACACAUGCAGAAUUCAGAUAAUCUAUACAAAAGGAAUGGUUCAGCUUCAAAUAAGCUGGGAAGGCAUCGGCCAGGAAAUGAAUCCUCACAAACUGAUGGGAAGGUGAUCGGAGAUGCUCAAACAACCAUCGUUAAUGAGGAUGUUUUGGAAAUGAAGAAGAAAUUAAGGCAAAUACAGCUUGAUAUGACCAAGCUGCGAGCUCGGCAGGCAGAAGUUACUAAGGAGGUGCAGAACUCACCUGCUGCUGGUUUAAGGACGAUGUCUUUUGAAUCUCAACCGAGCCAAGAAGACAUCAAUUCUCGGUCUAUAUUUGUCACCAACGUCCAUUUUGCUGCCACACAAGCAGCCUUACGAGCUCACUUUGGCGGGUGUGGAAUCAUAAAUCGAGUAACGCUGUUGGCAGAGCCGGCUACUGGCAAGCCGAAGGGAUCUGCUUUUGUGGAAUUUGCCACAAAAGAUGCAGUGGAAAUUGCUCUAACUCUGAGCGAGUCAUCGCUACUCUCUCGUAAUGUCAAGGUCAUGCGUAAGAAUUCUGCUAUUGCAGAAAUGAACCCAGUUUCAGCUAUUUCCAGUUCGUUUUCUCAGCCAACAUUUUCAAGUGGCUAUCCAAGAGAGCAUACGCCACAGCAUAAACUAUAUCCUGCGAGGCGAUCAAUUGGUCCGUCUAUGCUUCAAACGGGAACGUCAAAUUUGAAGUGGAGACGUGAUGCAUCAGCAGCAACCAAUAUAAUUCCGAGUGAUGUUGCUUCUUCUACAGAUAUGGAUAUGAUAAUCACUGCUCCUGUACGAUCGUCGCGAUCUCUGUCUUAUGUUCGAGUUGCCCCUCCUGCCAUACCAGGUGUUGCUGAUCAGGCGCAUAAGUCAUAAUUUUUGUGACCCUCUUUUUGGCAAGUAGAAUACAAAGGCGACAGGAUCCUUGGUUUUAAGAUUUGAUCUCAUCAAGAUUCUAGUUAACUUGGAAAAAUUGUAAAGAUUUCGCUCGAAGUGGCUUGACUAAGUUGAUAAUCGCAAAGCUAUAUACUUGUAGGAGUAGGUAAAUUUUUUUCUGACCUUCAUAUCUCCUUUUUGAGGCUAGCGCCCCGUCCAAGGUAUUUGCUGCAUGCAACUUUGGAUGUUGUCUUAUACCUGGAGCUUGUAUUUUGAGAUCAGUAGUCAAUGGAAAAAAAUCAGGUGUGUCAACAAUUGAAGGACAGGGAAUGAAAUAUCUGAGCAUGAACAACCGAUCCAACGUC